AGAUUAUUUCUCAAUCAGACCCUUUGGAACGGGGAUUUGUCAUGUGUUUGCAGGAUCCCUAUGACAAACACCAUAACCCUCAGAUCAUCCCUCACGACAGCACCACAUGAGAUCGCCCCCUAUCUGCAUAGGAACAGGAAGCACAAGAGAGGUUAAAAGGCCCCUCCCUCCAUACCCCCUGAGUGUUUCCUAUGGAGCAGGGGUGCAGAGAGGGGUUCUUAAAUCUUGGAGUUGCAGAAAACAAACUUUGUGUUGAUUUGAUGAAAGAAAGGCUUACAAGACCUGAUAUGAGCGAUCUGGAGCCAUCACUGUUGGGAUACAAUAUCCCAAUAGGCAUUAAGAGCCUCCGAGAAGAAGCAGCACAUUUUCUCACAGACUAUUGUCAUUCUCCGCACCCACUGAAUCCAGAUCAUAUAGUCGUCAUGAACGGAUGCUCCUCUAUAUUGUGCGCGCUUUCUGCCGUCAUUUGUGAUCCAGAAGAUGGAUUCCUGACUCCUACGCCCUACUAUUCCAGGAUAGCCAUAGACACUGGUUUACAGCCGGUAUAUGUCCCCCUGGACAGCCAGGUAACAGGAGGUCACAAUCUUCCAUUUUCAUUAACAAUGCAAAAGUUAGAGGAGGGGAUGGAGAAAGGAAAACAGCAGGGUAUUAGGAUCAAAGCAUUAAUCCUAACGAAUCCCCAGAAUCCCUUAGGAAAUGUCUACUCCCCCCAUUUACUCAAAGAAUGUCUCGAGUUUGCCAACAGGUUCUAUGGAUACAAGACAGCUUUGUGGACAACGCGUUUGAAAGGACCUUCCAUCUUCCUCAGGUCCUACAGAGACAAUACAGCUCCGUGGACAAUGGAAUUCAAAGGAUUCUUCCUUCUUCCUCAGGUCCUACGCAUACAAGACAGCUUUGUGGACAAUGCGUUUCAAAGGACUCUUCCUUCUUCCUCAGGUCCUACGGAUACAAGACAGCUUCAUGGACAACGCGUUCAAAGGGCUCUUUCUUCUUUCUCAGGUCCUACGGAUACAAGACAGCUUCUUGGACAAUGCGUUUCAAAGAACUCUUCCUUCUUCCUCAGGUCCUACAGAUACAAGACAGCUUCGUGGACAAUGUGUUUCAAAGGAUUCUUCCUUCUUCCUCAGGUCCUACGGAUACAAGACAGCUUUGUAGACAAUGCGUUUCAAAGGACUUUUCCUUCUUCCUAAAGUCCUACGGAUACAAGACAGUUUCGUGGACAACGCGUUUCAAAGGACUCUUCCUUCUUCCUCAUGUCCUACUGAUACAAGACAGCUUUGUGGACAACGCGUUUCAAAGGACUUUUCCUUCUUUCUUAGGUCCUACGGAUACAAGACAGCUUCAUGGACAACGUGUUUCAAAGGACUCUUCCUUUGAAACGCGUUGUCUACAAAGCUGUCUUGUAUACUUACCUAAUAAAAGACACAUUGCUCUCACCAUCAUUGUGUCCUCGGGUGGUGCGCCGCAAGCCAUAAAUCGAGUUUUUUAUGGAAAAAAUAGGAACCCUGACAGGUCAUCCUUAUCCAGAUUGUCUACCUGUAUCCCGCACCGUUGUGACAACGGCAUCGAUGGCCGUCUGUCUGCCGACAUCUACCUAUUCAAAGCGCUUCACAGUGUUGUGCCCUAUAGCGCAACACUCCAAGGUACAGGUUACAUGUGGUUGUGGAUGAAUUAUUUAUGCUGUCAGUCAUAGAUACUGACUUUACCAGUGUCCUCUCCUUCAGCGA
Hyla sarda is the source of this 1727-nucleotide messenger RNA. RefSeq names its product 1-aminocyclopropane-1-carboxylate synthase-like protein 1. The record is from RefSeq and is a predicted model, not a curated record. Bases 192 to 1190 code for a protein of 332 amino acids. NCBI's taxonomy places the organism in Eukaryota, Metazoa, Chordata, Amphibia, Anura, Hylidae. Gene Ontology annotation, biological process: amino acid metabolic process; biosynthetic process. The transcript is spliced from 11 exons. Gene Ontology annotation, molecular function: pyridoxal phosphate binding; transaminase activity.